Messenger RNA from Pectinophora gossypiella (pink bollworm), 1667 nucleotides. RefSeq lists its product as uncharacterized. The coding region runs from base 273 to 1667 and encodes 464 amino acids. Gene Ontology annotation, biological process: regulation of transcription by RNA polymerase II. The transcript has 6 exons. Gene Ontology annotation, molecular function: DNA binding. Lineage: Eukaryota; Metazoa; Arthropoda; Insecta; Lepidoptera; Gelechiidae. The record is from RefSeq and is a predicted model, not a curated record. Gene Ontology annotation, cellular component: nucleus; transcription regulator complex.
ACUUAAUUUUUAUUAUUAUAAAUACUAUUAUCGCAUGAGAAACUCGAACGAGGCGCGCGGAUGCCCGCGGAGCCGCAGGAAUUCCGGCGAAUUCCAAACGGAGCCGUGCGCCUGCGCGAGCAUUCUCGGGAAUUCCCGAGAAUGCUCGAGCAGUCACGAGCGGCCGCUGGCAAUAUCCCGCCCCUCGCCCCGACGCCCGCCGCGUGCGUCUGUUGUGCGCGGGCAUUCGCUAUUUCGCAUUCAUUCCUUGCAGUGCAACGAAUACAGAAGUAAUGGAAAUGGAUGAAGAAAAGCUUAUUUAUUUGGUGCAAAUGUACGACUGCCUGUACAAUAUAAAAUCAAGGCAUUACAGCGAUAAACAUAUGAAAAAUAACGCUUGGCAAAAAGUGGGCGCUGAAAUGAAUAUGUCUGUGGAUGAUUGCCAAAAGUCUUGGAAGAAAUUACGAGAUAGUUAUAGAAAGGGCAUUUCAUUAAGAGAGAGUAGAAGUGGGUCAGCUAGAAAAGUAGAACGCCCAUUAAAAUUUGAAAAAGAAUUAGAAUUCAUAAAACCCUUCAUGAAAAGCAGGAAACAAAUUUCAAAUUUAACGAGUUCGCCAGAAGAUACAGAUAUUACCACAGAUGGCGAAUAUCAGUCUAUGUCCCCAAGACCACAGUCGCAGUUAUCACCGUCACCACGGCCACAGUCGCAGUUAUCACCGUCACCACGGCCACAGUCGCAGCUAUCAAACCGGACCUCUUUAUCCAACGAACAGCCUCUCAAAAUGUCAAAUUUAUUGUUCAAACAAUAUAUUGAAGAAAAGAAAAUGGAAGAUGACCCAACUAUUAGCUUUUUCUUAACCAUGGGCCGAACUGUGAAAACAAUGCCUAAAAAUAUUCAAGCCAAAUUAAAAGGAGAAAUUUUUCGCCUCAUAAAUGAAACGGAAAUAAGACUUGCCGAUGACACCGGUGGUAACAUGACACGAGAUACAGCUGAAUUCGACUUAUCUGCCACAGGAAAUAAUACAACCAUAUCACCUUCUUCCGAAACGACCCGUGAAUUCAUCGCGUGCGGGCUCGAGAUGGCGCGCGGAGUCCCGCGACUUCUCGCGCAUUCCAGCGACUUCUCGAGCAGUCGCGGGAAUCCUCGCGCCUUCUCUACCGAGCGGGUCGCUGCGCUCCGCUGCCCUUCGCCGCUCUUUCGGUGUGAACCUCCACAAGCUGUUCCUCCCACUCAAGUCACUGCCAAUCAAGUAGCCAAUCAACUCUUGAUAAAUGGUAAACCUCCGAGUCGCCCUACCAAACUACCAGAACUCACCAGCCCUCUACCUACAUGUGACUCCAUUAGUAAACCUUUUAACUUGACCGAGAUCAUCACGGUCAUUAAAGGACUCAAAUCUGGUAAAGCAGCUGGAGUGGACGAAAUGUCUGUCAACAUGAACAAAUCCAACAUCUUGGACCAGUCGCUGACUUAUAAAUCUAACUGCAAGAGCGUCAAAAAGAAGGUCUAUGCUCGGAACAAUCUCCUGCGGAAACUGAACUCAACCAGCUGGGGCGCGUCACCUAAGGUUCUCCGCACGACCGGUUUGGCACUAUGCUACAGCGCCGGCUGCGAAGAUAUGUCUCAUGAGAGCAACUCCCGCGUCACUUGUCGAACGACCCUUUGUGAAACUAAACUGUUGCUCGUGUAG